Staurois parvus is the source of this 267-nucleotide messenger RNA. The record is from the annotation of a GenBank genome assembly. NCBI's taxonomy places the organism in Eukaryota, Metazoa, Chordata, Amphibia, Anura, Ranidae.
AUGAGGCAAAUCAUCAGCUUCGACCGUGUCAAGCUGACCAACAACGAGAUGGACGACAAAGGACAUAUCAUUCUGCAGUCGAUGCACAAAUACAAGCCGCGGGUCCAUCUCAUCGUCCAGGACUGGCCGAAGGGGUCAAAAACCUUCUCGUUCAAGGAGACGGAGUUCACCACGGUGACGGCCUAUCAGAACCAGCAGAUAACAAAGCUGAAGAUAGACCGGAAUCCGUUCGCCAAAGGCUUCAGAGACCCCGGGAGGAACAGGUGA